AGCGGAAUGUCCGGCGUUUUUUAGAUUGGUUGGUUUACAAGGGAAUUGGGUAUAAAUAAGGAUUUAUAACAGAUGGCGUGUGAUGCGGUUUGACUCGCUCCAAACACAGACGAUGCUUUAACAACGGGACAAGAAACCAUGUCGAGCAGGAACACAAUGUCAUCUAAGGGACAGGAGUCGCCGGAGUCCUUCUACACCUAUGAUUUCUGUGACCCAACCCAUCCCACGGAGGUUCUAGAAGCCCUCAGAGAAUACUACACAGAAGGCUUGUUCACUGACAUAGCGCUACAGUGCUCUACAGGGGAGCUCUUCCACUGCCAUAAAGUGGCUCUAUGCUCCCGUAGUUCCUACUUCAGAGCCAUGUUCACAGCCGAUAUGAGAGAGAGGUCCCACAGUGUCAUCAGACUAGCUGGGGUAGAUGUGGAGGUGCUGACGACUCUGGUGGACUAUGUGUACACCUCCAAGGCCUCCAUUACCCAGUGGAAUGUAGAGUCUCUGCUGGAGGCUGCAGACCUGCUGCAGUUCGGAGCCGUGAAAACGGCCUGUGAGAACUUCCUGGUUCGUCUCCUCGACGUCGACAACUGUCUGGGCAUGCUCCGUUUCGCCCAGCUCCAUGUGUGUCUGUCCCUGGAGAAGGAGGCACGCAGGGUGCUGCUCUGCCACUUCCACGAGGUGGUGAGAGAGGAGGAGUUCCAGGAGCUGGGGGUGGAGAAGGUGAGGAGCCUGCUGCAGGAGGAGAACCUGGCGGAGGUGUUGAAAGAGGCGGUGCUGGUGGAGGGGGUGGUGAGGUGGCUGGCCCACGAUACUCUUGCCCGCAGGGGACACUUCCAGGAGCUUCUUCACUCCGCCCACUUAGACCUGAAGGAAGAGUACCUCAGGACCGCCUUGGAGCUUCAUAGAGAGUGUCUGGAGACUGACACUGAAGACAUCCACUCUCUAUUUGUCCAAGCUCUGAAGGCUGCUUUUAAUAUCAAUAAAAGCCCUUCGGAACACUGCAGAAGGGGCAGGAGACUGACCUCCAGGAUGUUUGUGAUAGGAGGGUACCACUGGCACCCUCUGUCUGAGGUCCAGACCUGGGACCCGGUCACGGACCAGUGGCAGCAGGGGGAGGAUAUGCCAGACCACACCAGGGAGAGUUAUGGAGUUACCCUGCUGGGUUCCAACAUCUACUUUAGCGGCGGCUACAGGACAGACACUACAGAGGCUCUAGAUACAGUGUGGGUUUACAGCAGUGAUACUGAUCAAUGGACACAGGGGCAGCCCAUGCUGACAGCGAGGUACUACCACUGUUCUGUGGGUCUGCAUGGGUGUGUCUACGUCAUAGGAGGGUACAGAGGAGGGGCGCCCAUGGGGGAAACGGAAUUCUAUGACCCCUUGAAAAGGAAGUGGAUUCCCGUAGCUAAUAUGGUACAAGGUGUGGGGAACGCUACGGCCUGUGUUCUGAGAGACACAAUAUAUGUGGCAGGCGGUCACUAUGGUUACAAGGGAAGCUGCACCUAUGAUAAGAUUCAGACCUACAGGGCAGACGUCAAUGAAUGGAGCAUAACAACGACCUGUCCUCAUCCAG
Molecule: messenger RNA, 1567 nt
Organism: Oncorhynchus keta (chum salmon)
Lineage: Eukaryota; Metazoa; Chordata; Actinopteri; Salmoniformes; Salmonidae
Product: kelch-like protein 23
Exons: 5
Molecular function (GO): protein binding
Source: RefSeq, a predicted model, not a curated record